Molecule: messenger RNA, 3706 nt
Organism: Lymnaea stagnalis (great pond snail)
Lineage: Eukaryota; Metazoa; Mollusca; Gastropoda; Lymnaeidae
Source: the annotation of a GenBank genome assembly
CAGGCGCACUGCAGUCGCUACACCGGGGCCUCAUUACUAGCUUCUCUGUAGAAGCGGGGACUCUCCGUCCAUAUCUGUGAAGGUAAAGUCGGUGCUUAACUGGUUUUGUCUGAAGUUAGUGUGUGAAAAGAAAACAUUAAGAAAUAGUUGGAUCAAAUUUUAAUACAUUUUAAACUUUUUAUCUGUUAUUCUACUUUGUUAGAAUUUUUUUUAAACCGCUGUUACAACUGUAUUCGUGCACCAAAAUAUUCAUUCUCCACUCAAGAUGGUAUAUAUAGUGUCAUUUUAAAUAGUAAUAAUUUAUCCAAUGUAAAACCACGAUUAACCAUUUGCCCACCACGCAAUUUGAAAAGAACUGAUGAGGACAAUUUAUAUUUUCCAGGAUCACAAAAAUAUUCCAACAUCAAUUCUAUCACGCAUAGCCUUGGUGUGAAACUUCACGACUGUAAUAUUCUAGACAAGUUCCAGAAUUCGUUUCUUAUAGAUAGCCGAGAUAAAGCUAGGCCUCUUCUUCUUUGCUUGAUGUCUACUUGAAGUUUUUCUUCACAUCACAUCGGAAGUCGUUCGCAAUAACUCAUUUUAUAAUAUCAAAAACUGGACUAUUCUGUAUGCUAUUAGAAUGAAUCAAGGUGUCGGAUUUCUCUGUGUGCUGUUUUGUGUGAUGUCGAUGGUCAUAGCCUCAUCACGUUAUCAUAGAAAUGAAUCCUUGACCCGUGGACAGCAUGAGGACAGCAGUCCAUCCGGAAACUCUCCAGGUAUUCUGAUCCUGCGAAAUGAGUCUUCCCUGCUGAGAGUAAAGAAGGCGAUUGAUAUGUCCACCACGGGGUUCACUGAAAGCGAAAAGAAAAUUAUCCUGGAUGCCCACAAUGCGGAGAGGCGAAUUUCGGGUGCCAGUGAUAUGAUGAUUUUAACAUGGGAUGACGCCCUUGAGAAGUUUGCCCAGGCGUGGGCGUCGAAAUGUAAUUUCGCUCACCAAACUGAGGCCCAGAGAACGAACGUUGGAAAUUUUCCUGUGGUUGGGGAAAACCUCGCUGCAGCAUCCGACGCAUCGGGAUAUCCUGCGGGGGCCGUGAGCCAGUGGAAUGUCGAGAAGGCGGACUACAUCUACGACACCAACAGCUGCUCUAAAACUUGCGGGCAUUACACGGCAGACGUCUGGGCCACGACGAGGUCCGUUGGUUGUGGGAUCAAGUACUGCGACCCCCUGCAAGGCGUUCCGUGGCCCGGGUAUUUCGUCGUCUGCAGCUACGGCCCUGGCGGGAACUACGUCGGCCAGAAGCCGUACAAAAAGGGAGCCGCUUGCUCGGCGUGUCCCAGCGACGCCAAGUACUGCAUCGACGGCCUGUGCUCCACGACCCAGGACACCCAGGACACCCAGGGCACCCAGGGCACGACUCAGGGCACCGAGGGCACCCAGAGCACGACCCAGGGCUCCCAGGGCACCCAGAGCACGACCCAGGGCACCCAGGGCACGACCCAGGGCACCCAGAGCACGACCCAGGGCUCCAACUCGAGCGGUGAGAUGGUCAGCAUCAGCACCUAUCUGUUAUGCGGUCAUAUGGUUAUCUCAGCAGUCAUUUGUCAAGUCAUUGUUUAAUUUGUGUAUGUGAAGUGAUGAAGGGCACGUCAUUAAUGAGGCUCUCAAACAAUAUAAAAGGUGUGUGUGUGAUUAAGUCUUGACCUUGAACCACUUUAGACCAUUUCCUUAGAAACAAAUUUAGACCAAUUCCUUGGAACAACUUUAGACCAUUUCCUAAGCACAAAUUUAGACCACUUCCUUGAAACAAUUUUAGACCAUUUCCGAAGAACAUAUUUGUUCCUAAGAACAACUUUAGACCAUUUCCAUAGAGCAACUUUGAUCACUAGAACAACUUUAGACAAUUUCAUUGGAUUAAAUUUUGACCAUUUUUGAAAUAAAUUUAGACCCCUUUCUUCGGGCAACUUUUAUACGAUUUCCUUAGGACUCUUUAUACUAUUUCCUUAGAACACAUAUAGACCAUUUCCAUUGAACAACUUUUUUCCUUACAACAUUAUUCCUUAGAACAAUUUUAGACCAUUUUCUCAGAAUACCUUAAGACCAUUUCCUUACAGCAACUUUGUUCCUUAUACGAAAUUAGACAAUUUCAUUAGAACAGCUUUCGACCAUUUACCCCAGAGCAACUUUUGACCAUUUCCUUUAGAACAACUUUGUUCCUUAGAACAACUUUAGACCAUACCUUAGAACAUUUGAUUAUUGAGCUGCUGACCUUUAUUUGGUUUUUUAAUGAAUGUCUAUGCGUUUACAAUAUGAAGUGGUCGAUGCUUUCGAAAGUAGUGAGACUGAAAAAGUAGUCUAGUUAACGCAAAGUAACAAUGAUUUUUUUUUUUUGUGGGAAAAAACUCUGUGUUUGGUAGAUGCAGGUACUUUCAUCGCGAUGGCACUCAAUGGUUGAUCGCGUCAACAAUCCACAUAAAGCAUUCUACUUUUAAUUUUAGAAUCUACCAUGAUUGUUACUUUUGCCAUUUCUCAUUGAAUCAUGACAUAGUACAAAUAAAAGAUUUUACCUACAAAACUAUACAUUUUCAUUGACAUGUUGCAGGUCUCAAACAACACGUAUCGUUUUUUUGGGGGGUUAAUUGUUUUUCUUCUCUUUAGCGAUAAAAGAAAGUCCGCUAGUAAUAGAAGCCGCCAAGGACAUAGGCCACCAUGGAGACAUCAUUCCUUGGUUUAUAGAGGACAUAUCGUUAUCACCAUCAGGACAUUUUGAAUGAUAACAGAUAAUGUGGUUAGGGAAAAUAAUUCAAGGGAAAGCACUCAACAUGGCAAUAAUAUUUCUUGGGUUGAAUCCCUUUGAAUAUUAACCUAUAUUACGUCAUUAGUAAGUUGGGGAAUUGCGUAACAGUGACAAAAUGUGCAGAAUCCAAAGAAAUGAGGUCUUCUGUUUUUUUAAAGUGUUUAUUAGUUAUGUCAUUCUUCUGGGGAUGCAUCGGUUGUAUCAAUGCAUCUUCGUAUCGUACGACAGAAUUAAGCUUUGAACCGUCGUAACUCGCCUCAGAUUAAGAUGUUAUCUUGGAACAAUUUAACUUGUGGCAGACCCUCUAACCAAUCAGAUUUUCCAAAAAAAUCUCAUCUUUUCGCUUUCCCUAGAGACAAUAGUCUUAGGGAUAUGCUUAGCCCAUAUAAGCACCUAAACUUGCAACCGUGACCCUGUGUGAUUAAAGUUGAUAAGAUCACUUUCCCUAUUGAAAUAUACAGAAUCAACAAUGGUUUUACUUGCACAAGGCGCCACGUGAUCUACAUCUUCCUUUGUAAAAAGUGCGGGAAAUCAUACGACAGUUCGUAACCUUGGAGAUCGCUUUCGAGAACACCUGUACAACAUCAAUAAACGUGCCCUUCGUCGGUUCAUAAAGAUUUCGUUAGUGCUCGCCAUUAUGAAAUAUUAGACAUUGACUUUAAUGGUACAUUGUAUGCUGGCAGUACACCUGAUAGGAUUUAUGUGGAAAAUGAAUUUAUUUUUAAAAAAAAUAGGUACUUGGACUACAUACGGUAUAAACUAAAUUGACAGUUAUAUAGCUGCAAUAUCCUUUUCCGUUUUUGGUUUAUAAAUUGUCCACAUACUUUAAUUCCGUUAUUUUGUUUAUUUUUUUUUAAUUUGGGACUUGUUCCCGUUUUUUUAUUUUGCUUUUCUUUCGAUUUUAGGUACAGUUAAAAUAAUAUAUACAUACA